AGAUCCCCCUGCUUUGCCGGGCGCCGAGAACUAUGAACAAGCAGGGCAAUCGAAGGACAACAAAAGAAGGAUCCAGUGAUUUGAAAUUCCAGAACUUCAGUCUGCAGAAAAAUAGGUCGUGGCCUCACAUCAGCAGUCCCGCAGGUCAGUACCAGGCUAUUAAGGAGCCUCUUCUGGAUUGCGAAAGGAACUUUGCUGCUGCCCCAGAUGGAGCAAAAAGCUACAGUGAUGACGACUACGAGGACCCCAAACUCCUCAGAGCAGAGAGGUGGCGAGCCGUGAGGCUCUUCCCUGCCAGGCCCGCCAAGGAACCGGAAUACGCAGAUACUCGCUGUUUCAGGGGGGUGACGGACAGGUCCCUUCCCCGUGACGGCACGACCUCUAUCCCCAUGGAGAGACAGGCCUGGAUCAGUCAGAUGAGGCUGGAAGAUGUGGACAAGCCCAAUUCCCAGGACCUCAGGAGCCACCACGUCAAAGGGGACGCACCCACAAAGGGAAGCAAGACGCCUUUACCCCCUCCCCGGCCUCCCGUCACCCUUCCAAAGAAGUACCAGCCCCUGCCCCCCGAGCCGGAGAGCUGCAGGCCCUCCUGUCCUCUGAGACACACCUUCCCGGAAGCCCAGGGGAGGGCCAGACAGAUAAACCUAAAGAACUUAAGUGAGGUCCUUGGAGCAGAGAAAGUUCCUCCUCGCCAGGGGAAACCUGAGUCGUCUUGCCUGUCGCAGAACCAAAAUACUCAAGCGGUGCCUGUUGCAAUUACCAGCUCUUCAUUCCUGACGAGCAACGACAGCGCCCAGAAGUGGGAUCAUCAAGAAACCAUGCGGUUCCAUUCUCCGCAGAGAUGUCCUUCCCCAGCCAGCCACGACUACCACAACAAUUUGUUGUGCUAUAAAAACACAAGCUGGAGAAGACCUUCCCCGGCAAGAUCUGAGGACAAGUGGGAUGUGCCCCACAAUGAGUGGUACAUUGGAGAAUACAGCCGCCAGGCAGUGGAAGAGGCGCUGAUGAAGGAGAACAAGGAUGGCACUUUCUUGGUCCGAGAUUGUUCCACCAAAUCCAGAGCAGAGCCCUACGUUCUGGUGGUGUUUUAUGGGAACAAAGUCUACAACGUGAAGAUCCGCUUCCUUGAGAAGAACCAGCAGUUUGCCCUGGGGACAGGACUCAGGGGAGAUGAGAAGUUCAACUCGGUGGAGGACAUCAUCGAACACUACAAGUAUUUUCCCAUCAUACUGAUUGAUGGCAAAGACAAAAGCGGGGUCCGCAGGCAGCAGUGCUACCUGGCCCGGCCCCUCCCGCUCGGCCGGCUCCGCCCUGCGUGGUAG
Molecule: messenger RNA, 1322 nt
Organism: Talpa occidentalis (Iberian mole)
Lineage: Eukaryota; Metazoa; Chordata; Mammalia; Eulipotyphla; Talpidae
Gene: CLNK
Product: cytokine dependent hematopoietic cell linker
Exons: 18
Coding region: 33-1322 (429 amino acids)
Biological process (GO): cell surface receptor protein tyrosine kinase signaling pathway; intracellular signal transduction
Source: RefSeq, a predicted model, not a curated record